Messenger RNA from Pocillopora meandrina, 3316 nucleotides. The record is from the annotation of a GenBank genome assembly. Lineage: Eukaryota; Metazoa; Cnidaria; Anthozoa; Scleractinia; Pocilloporidae.
AUAUAUCGGAGUAUUCGCCGACAUUUUGCACAAAUUCAUCAUCAGACUAACUCCACGGGAGCAGGGAGUGACUUCAAUGUGGUUCAAUACAAAAAAACUGUGAACAAUUCCCUAUGGAUCUUUGGAGUCUUCGCUAUGUGCUACGCACCAUCCUUGUUAAUGUCUGUUGUAUUAGUUGUUAAAGGGUUUUAUGAUUCUACGCGUUUUGGGUUACAAUUUGGGACCAUAGCAGUUUAUUUCAAUUCUAUGCUAAAUACGAUUCUAUAUUGCUGGAAGAUCAAAGAACUAAAAGACAGAGUUACUGUUCUCUUUCGAACUUUAUCCAACUUUCAAUUGAACAGGAUGCAGUGAGGUGGAAAAGAUUUAACGAUUUAUUACACUAUAUUGAAUGUGAUAUGCAUCAUCCAUUUUUAACGUCCAUCUGAUUCUAUGUUGCUGGAGAGAAAAUAGAUAAUUGCCACUGUCAACAAAAUUAUGUACGGUAGGGUGACAAAGGCUUACAUAUUUUGUUUAAUCUAGAAGGCUGCAUAAUCUUCAGAAGAACAAUUUUCAAGGAAAAUGUUAUUGGUGUUAAGGUUCUCUGUUUACACUAGGAAGGGGUACACAAAAGUAACGAAACUCUAAACUAUCUGAGAGCAAACUGUGGCAAAUUCCAGCGAAGCAAAUAGGUGUAAAACUUUAAAAAGUGUCUCAGAAAACAAUAUCAUAAGAUGAUGUAAAGUAGAGAAAAAUGUUUUUUCGUCUUGUCACAAGCGCAAGACAAAGAAAAAAUUCUGAGUCCCCUUGAGGAAUCGAAGUAGGAAUUAAAGUAGUUUUAAGUAAUAUAAAUAGUGGUCUGCAAUUAACAGCAGAACUACAUGUGCUGUGAAUACUUUUGUGAGUGGAAACUCCUGCAUUCCCGAUAGUGCUUCUUGUUUAAAAAGACUAAGGCGUAGAAAACCACCAAUGACGACGUGGUCUAUAGUAACCUGCAACAUCGGAAUUGUAGGGCUUUUCAUUGCAAUUGCUACCAUCAUAAAUCCAUCUCUAUGAAAUACUCAGGAUAUUGCAGGGUAAUAAAUCAUUUAAGUAGACCAUUGUGCUUAAAGUGGUGUUAAUACCAAUUGUAAAUAUUGCGCUGCAACUACCAUUUUCUUUUCACUUUUCUCAGAAGGUUUUUGGGCUUCAAUACAAUUAAAAAGAGACUUCAAACACUAAAUAAACGAUCAUCAUCUAAGUUUUUUCUCAUCAAAUUUUACGUCAUCUGUGAUAUAUUACAGAACAAACACAUGGCGUGCAUCAAUAACAUUACAUGUGCGGUUGCACUUUGCUAUAAAGUUAACUUGAUCACGUGGAAAUGUAAAUGUGUUGUUACUGUAGUUAUUUAUCAGUGUUAAAACGUGCAGAUGAAUAUCAAAGGGUCUAAAAAACGAGUUGAGCUAGAUAUUUCUCAUUUUGCAAUAUUCUGGAGUUUGUUGGUGUUUCUCUUCUUACCUUUACCUGGUCUGACCGAUUGACAGAAGGGAUAUAUUGACCGAAAUUGCAGGAAAUACAGAGGUAUCGCCUGCAUUUUGAAAAUUAUCAUAUUCAUAGAGUAAAUUAGAUGUUUUCGGUGUCUUCAUCUAUUUGUGGUUCAUUAAUAAAUUUUUAGUGUUCCUCGAACGAAGUCAGUUGAUCCUAAGGCGAGAGCUGCUCCACCUUCUUGUUGGAAGCACUUCCUCAAAAAAGGCUUCUCACAGUCCUAGCAAAAUAUUCAGGAUCCUUUUUCCACCUCGUUCAGUGCAAAUGUACAGGAAAGCUGUUGUACUAAUCUUUUGAAAUAAAUUAACCUCGUUUAAUCGCUUAACUUGUCGGGCUUUGUAAACAUAAUAAGGAAUUGUGUAUAUCUCUGGUUCAUUGAAGCGGGGAAAUCAUUAGUCAUAUAAUCUGAGAAAUCAGGUCUGAUUUUCGUAUCUGAAUGUUGCUCUUAAACGAUUUUCUUAAAAACAAGGGUAGUUAAAAAGACACAAGUUACGUCGCUGAAGUGUUUUCGCCGUCUGCAGACACAAUAAAAUUUUUUUAUCUCUAAAACAUUACUGAUCUAGCGUUGAAGCUAUGACAACAGAGACAGAACAAAAAACGGAAACACUCCAACCAAAGUUGUUGAGCUACUCAGUUCUCUCCAUAUUGGCUUUGGAGGCAGAUCUUUUUGCUUUAGACUGCUGUGCAAUUAAAAGACAAUCAUUUGACAUUUACUUGUCAUUUCUGCAUGAAAGCGUCAAUAAAGACUUGAUAAAGUCAGAAGUUUGCAAGGAAAGCACUUGACAAACCAUUUAAUUCUAACUAAAAUAAAUCAAGUCAAUAUCAUUUGUGGGAUUCUGACACGAGGUCCACAUGUUUACUGUUCAGGAUUUUAGAUAUACCAAAUGGCUUAGACUCCUUUAAGAAACCGGUAAAAGAUCUUUGUCUUCAUUUCCACUUGAUUGGCGGCAAGAUUUAUUGAUGGAAAGGUCAUUUGGACCAUUCUGCAGCUAUACGAGCCCUCACUACUACCCAGCCGCGCUAAGAUUUCCAAAAGCUGUGUACAUCGUUGCUUGUGUUCUUAGCACGAUCACUUUACUUGCAUUAAUAGUUGGAAACUUUUUAAUUCUUUUGGCUCUUCGCAAAUGCCAGUCUCUACAUUCUCCAUCAAAAGUUCUGAUAUGCAGUUUAGCUUUGACGGAGCUCUUUGUUGGAGUGGUAGUUGUUCCGCUCUUCGUAGUAUACUAUACGAUGAUCAUUUUAGAAAAACCCAGAUAUUGCUGUACUGUGGCUAUCACAUAUGCCAGGAUAUCGACCUUCAUUGGUACUGUUUCGCUCGAGAACAUAGCCACCGUCGCCAUUGAUCGAUAUCUCGCUCUGCGUCUCCGGCUGAGAUACAGACAAGUCGUGAAAUUUGGACGGGUUGUUUUUAUUUUAGUUUUAGAGUGGAUCAUCGCCGCAAUCUUUGCAGGUUCCUGGUUUCUAAAUGGAUCCAUCAAUUUAUUGUCUGGUACAAUUGCCAUGCAUAUAAUCUGUCUCAUCAUAUCUUUUUUCUAUUUUUAGUAUCAAUCACGGCAUCCGGCUUCACGUUGCGCAAGUUCAUCAUCCGACAAACUCCAAUGGAUCAGGGACUGACUUCAAUGUGGUUCAAUACAAAAAAACUGUGAGCAAUUCAUUGUGGAUCUUUUGGCUCUUUCUUUUGUGCUACAUGCCAUCUUUAUUAUCAUCCCUUACAGUAGUUGUCACAGGACGUAAUGAUUCUACUCGUUUUGCAUUGCAGUUCGUGGUCAUAACAGUCUAUAUCAAUUCUGUUUUAAAUCCGAUUCUUUAUUGCUGA